Boleophthalmus pectinirostris (great blue-spotted mudskipper) is the source of this 1238-nucleotide messenger RNA. RefSeq names its product clavesin 2 (gene clvs2). The record is from RefSeq and is a predicted model, not a curated record. Bases 246 to 1187 code for a protein of 313 amino acids. Gene Ontology annotation, molecular function: phosphatidylinositol bisphosphate binding. The transcript is spliced from 7 exons. Lineage: Eukaryota; Metazoa; Chordata; Actinopteri; Gobiiformes; Gobiidae. Gene Ontology annotation, cellular component: membrane.
AACUGUAGAAAUCGCUGGAACAAACCAAUGAUUGUUUUUUUUCAAAGUUUUCAGUCGCAGUUAAAUUAAAAGAUAAAAUUUCAAGACGACUUUUGAACUGAAGAUUUGGAAGAAUUUUGGAGCAGUGUUUUUGCCGUGAAGAAGCCCACGUCUUCGGAGACUUUGGAGAUUUCUGGAUUGUAAUAUUUUUGUGUGAUUUAUUUAUUAUUUCUUUUAUUUCCUGGACACUGGAAGAGUCGAUCAAAAUGAGUAAACCUCACUCGGGUCUGAGCUCCGAGGCCACGGAAAAGGCACGACUCGAGCUCAACGAGAAUCCAGACACCCUGCACCACGACAUACAACAGGUGCGGGACAUGAUCGUGACGCGUCCCGACAUCGGUUUCCUCAGAACAGACGAUGACUUCAUCCUGCGCUUCCUCAGGGCGCGGAAAUUCAACCAAUCAGAGUCCUUCAGACUGCUGAGUCAGUACUUCCUGUUCCGCCAGCAGCACCUGCACAUCUUCCACAGCUUCAAGGUGGACGACCCGGGCAUCAAGCGGGCGCUGAUGGACGGGUUUCCUGGAGUCUUGGAGACGCCCGACCAACACGGACGAAAGAUCCUCCUGCUGUUCGCCUCCAACUGGGACCAGAACAGACACUCGUUCAUGGACAUCCUGAGGGCCAUCCUUCUGUCUCUGGAGGUUCUGAUAGAAAACCCCGAGCUGCAGGUGAACGGCUUCGUCCUCAUCAUCGACUGGAGCAACUUCUCCUUCAAACAGGCGUCCAAACUCACCCCCAACGUGCUCCGGCUCGCCAUCGAAGGACUCCAGGACAGUUUUCCGGCGCGGUUUGGAGGGAUCCAUUUUGUGAACCAGCCGUGGUACAUCCAGGCCAUGUACACCAUCAUCAAACCCUUCCUGAAGGACAAGACGCGCAAAAGGAUCUACCUCCACGGGAACAACCUGACGUCGCUGCAGCAGCUGAUCGGGGUGGAGUGUUUGCCGUCGGAGUUCGGAGGGUCUCUGCCUCCGUACGACGUGGGUCUGUGGGCCCGGACCCUCCUGGGACCCGACUACAGCGACGAGUCCGAGUACACGCUGACCUACGACGCCCUGCACGUCAUCAACAGGUCUCAGUCGGUGGUGGAGCCUGGGACCCUGAAAUCUGCCGACAGAGAAACCAGCACCCCCCUGCUCGCCCUGGACUGACACUACUGCAGUACAACACAAGUACUGCAUCAAAUACCACAAGUACUUCAU